Molecule: messenger RNA, 2173 nt
Organism: Sebastes umbrosus (honeycomb rockfish)
Lineage: Eukaryota; Metazoa; Chordata; Actinopteri; Perciformes; Sebastidae
Gene: rnd3a
Product: Rho family GTPase 3a
Exons: 5
Coding region: 129-860 (243 amino acids)
Biological process (GO): small GTPase-mediated signal transduction
Molecular function (GO): GTPase activity; GTP binding
Source: RefSeq, a predicted model, not a curated record
GGCUCAGAGCAGGAGGAGACACCAGAGGAGCAGGCAGAGCACGCUGGGAGAGACACAGUCUGCAGCCUUUACAUCAACACAAAACAGGAAUUGUGGACCUUUAACGUUUCAUUUGCGACUGAAAAUCAAUGAAGGAGAGACGCUGCAGUCAGAAACUAUCUCUGAAGUCCAGCAUGGAUCCCAGUCAGAGUGUGAAGUGUAAGAUAGUGGUGGUGGGAGACAGCCAGUGUGGGAAGACAGCUCUGCUUCACGUGUUCGCCAAGGACUGCUUCCCAGAGAGCUACGUCCCCACUGUGUUCGAGAACUACACAGCCAGUUUUGAAAUCGACACGCAGAGGAUCGAGCUCAGUUUGUGGGACACCUCAGGAUCUCCGUACUACGACAACGUGAGGCCUCUCUCCUACCCCGACUCUGACGCCGUCCUCAUCUGCUUCGACAUCAGCCGCCCUGAAACCCUCGACAGCGUCAUGAAGAAGUGGAAAGGGGAGAUCCAGGAGUUUUGUCCCAACACUAAGAUGCUGUUGGUCGGAUGCAAGUCUGACCUGCGCACCGACCUGAGCACGCUGGUGGAGCUGUCCAACCACAGACAGACACCCGUCUCCUAUGACCAGGGUUCCAGCAUGGCCAAGCAGAUCUCGGCGCCCUACAUCGAGUGCUCGGCCCAGCAGUCGGAGAACAGCGUCAGAGACAUUUUCCACGUGGCCACGCUGGCGUGCAUCAACAAGAACAACAAGAACGUCAAGCGCAGCAAGGCCACCCGCGGCAACAAGAGGAUUUCACACAUGCCCGGCAGGCCCGACCUGGCGGCCGUGGCCUCGGACCUCCGGAAGGACAAAGCCAAAAGUUGCUCGGUCAUGUGACUGAUCAGACUGCGGCGGAUUAGACUGAGGAUGAGGACAGAGCACAGUGCAAGCAGGAAGCUGUGGGGCGACGCUCUUUCCUGCAUGCGAAAGACCCCUUAUUUGUCCGGAGAGGGGUUUUAUAAGCUUCAAUUCAUGUACAUGUUACUGGAAUACUCUGCACCGGUGGAGACUCAAUGCGUAGUAGCGUCCCAAUCCAUGUGGCCCCGCCAGACGAGGAAGCUAUCCGUCAGCGAGCUACCUGCUCGGGGAAGUGACCCGCUUCCUCCGGGAGGACGGAGCGGAUACGGUGGAGGCUUUCCACGCCGACAGGAAAUGAGCAGGAGGAGUGAUGUCAUGAGGAGACGCUCGUUCAUAAAGGAAGAACAUGUGGUCUUUUGAAUGAGAGCCAAAGCCGGCGAUGGGGGGGUUUGCUGCACGCAGGAAAAAAAAAAGAGACGCUGGAUCAAAGAGGUUUUGCUCGGAGGGUUUAAACACCAACUCGUACUGAUUCACGCUCACCCCCUGCUCCUGUAACUGUAGCGCAGAGGACAUUGGAAGAGGAAGUUCGUGGUCCUGACGCUGUUUGUCCCCUGUCUCUGAUAUGUUGUCGGUAUAAUGUGAAGUCAUUGGUGUGUAACUGCAUCAUUGUUUUAUUUUAGCUUCAUCCUGUUGAGUUGCUGAUCCUCAACGAUUUCUUGCGUUCGUAACUGCACGUUUGUAGCAGCCAUUUUGUGCCCGUUUAUUUCAACACCUGCAGACGCUCUGAUGACAGAUUACCUGUGGUUAACUGACAGGUUUAUGGACUCCUCUGUAUUUCGGAAGUAGAAUGACUCAAAGCUGUAGUCACCCUUCAGGCCAACAAGUCCAUGUGAUAAACAAUUUGGCCCUUCAGUUAGUGACACUGUUUUGAAACAACAAAACACAAAUAACUUGCGCAACACGUUUUAAAAACCUUAAUGGGCCGACAAGCGUCCUGACAGGCUGACAGCCAGUUGGAGCUGUGAGUCACUGCACUUCGGGGAGGGAGUGGAAAUGUAAGCAACAAUUAAAGCUUGUUUAUCAGACUCUGAAAACAUCGGAGCUCUCUGCUUUGCAUUUCCUUCAAGUGUGCAGACUCUGCUGUUGGUUAAAUCCUCAUAAAGGCCCGGUCACGCACGCCAGCAACUACUGGGAUCAGACAAUUAACUGGUUUCAUUACUUUCUAACAUUUUAUAGACUAAAUGACUAAUGAAGAAAAUAAUCAGCAGAUUAAUCAAUAACAAAAUUAGCUGGUUGACAAUAAACAAGAUGAUUUUAGCUUGCUAACGUGACGUUGGUUUGGAGAAUGGGUC